UUGGUGCCGCUGCUGACAAUUAAACGUAAACAAACGAAAACAAAGGCGUGCAAGUACAUAAAAGUAAGCAGAAAAGCAUCCGCGGAUACCUCAUUGUUGCGUUUUCUUCUCGCAUUCUUGAAUUUGAAAUCGCCAAAAUUCUUUGCAAAUCCGUUGCGGCUCCAAUUCGCAAUGGAGGAUCCAACUAGCGAUUUGGUCACGUUUGCGACGCUUCGCGAUGCAUUGGCCAUUGCCAAAGCGAAGAGGUCGAGAAUUCAAAACUUUUUGCCUCUGAGGGAAUUGGCCAUGCGGAAAAUCGUCAGCUACGACGUCCGCAUCGAAUCGUCACCUCUGAUGCUGCACUUGCCUUCAUGUUUGAAGUUGGAAAUCUUGGAUCGCAUGCAUGCCAAGGGUGUUGAAAUGGAGAAGAAGCUCACCAUGCCUGCAGUCAAAGACUUGAUUUUUGGAAUGCUUUACAGCCUGUUGGACGCUUCGACAAAGAAGUUCGACUUUGUUGUCUUUUCCACCCACCACAAGUCGGACAAGCAGCGUGAUCUGGACAUGUGGAAGCUGCUCGUCAGGAAGUGUCCGAACUUGGAGCAAAUUUCCGACUCCCGAAAGCAUGCUGAACCAGGUUCAUGGCAGCCUGACGGAGUGGAGAAAGGAGUGGGCAAAUUCAAGCUUCAAGAUGUCAAGUACUUCCUGCUCCAGUUGCCCAAUCUCCAGCACAUGAUCCUUGAGCAGUACGGGUGUGAUGAAGAAGACAUGGCAUGGGUCGCUCAGCACUUCCCGAAUUUGAUCACCCUUGGAGUGUCCCUGAGCAUCGUCUCUCCCUUCUUGUUUGACAACUUAUUUCAUCUGCAGAGAUUGGAAGUACUGAAAAUUCACUUUGGUUAUAGGAAUUUGAGUGAGGAGGACCAAACAAUGCAAGAGCUCUACUGGAGAAAUUUUGGACUGGAGUAUGUCAAGAGGUUCCCUCGACUGCGUAUCUACAAUUUUCAUCCUGAUUACUUUGUUUACGCCCAAAGUGGUGAUGCGCUCUUUACCGAAGAUCCAGGACAGCCCCAUCCACUCGAGCGCAUAACUACUAACCAUUUUUUCGACUUCCGUCACACACCUAACUUGACAAAUGUCAAGUUUACUGAUGGAAUAAUUGGAAACCCAGCCUUCUGUGUCUUCUUGACCAACCUGAGAGUUUUGGAUGUGAGUGAUGACAGGGGAAAUCUCAUUUACCACAUUUUGACUCUCUGUGGCAAGCAGUUGGAGGAGCUUGAACUGAACAUUUGUGAAGGGGAAGACACGAUGGACGUGUGUGACAUUUUCCUGCUCUGCCCACGCCUGCACAAGCUGGGUUACUAUUUGCAUGAUCCCUUCCAUGAGUCAAAGCCAUUCAACGACCAACUGGACGCCAGUCACUUCCGAAGCCUGAAGGAGUUCUCCUUGAACUGGAGGCUCAGCUACACCUACGCCUCUCGAUUGAUGGCCCUCGUCCUGACAGCUCCACUUCUUGAGCGUUUCACAAUGAAGGAAAGUUUCACCAUGACCCCUGAGGUUUGCACUCGAUUGCACCGACCUUUGAUCGAGGGGAAGAUUCUGCAGAAACUCAGGGAGUUCCAGUUUGGCUCCCACCUUGAGCAUCCUGCCGAUUUGCUCCAAUUUCUCCUGCUGCUGCCAGUCCACGCUCCCCGACUUCAAAGGAUGGAGUAUUUUGGUGCUCAUCCUUCCUUCUUGCAAAUGAUACGGAAAUCGCCAAUGGAAGCACUCAAUGCUGUUGAAAACUUUGUGUACACUAUAGCCAGGAGCUGGUGUUAAUUGAUUUUGGAGAUGACAGCGACCUUGGCUAAUCAUCUAAAUUAGUUAUGAUUUAAUUUGAAAAUAAAAUUUUUUUCUUUAUCCUGUUAA
Messenger RNA from Neocloeon triangulifer, 1881 nucleotides. RefSeq lists its product as uncharacterized. The coding region runs from base 172 to 1791 and encodes 539 amino acids. Lineage: Eukaryota; Metazoa; Arthropoda; Insecta; Ephemeroptera; Baetidae. The transcript is spliced from 4 exons. The record is from RefSeq and is a predicted model, not a curated record.